Messenger RNA from Tyto alba (common barn owl), 1551 nucleotides. RefSeq names its product nuclear receptor 2C2 associated protein (gene NR2C2AP). Lineage: Eukaryota; Metazoa; Chordata; Aves; Strigiformes; Tytonidae. The transcript has 5 exons. The record is from RefSeq and is a predicted model, not a curated record. Bases 894 to 1316 code for a protein of 140 amino acids.
GGGGGUGCCCGGUGCUGCGCGGGUGUCCCUCAAUGCUGCCGGGUGUUUUCAGUGCUGUCCGGGGGUCCCCGGUGCUGCUCGGGGGGCCCCCAAGGCUACUGAGGGGUCCCCAAUGCUGCUAGGGUGUCCCCAGCGCUGCUCGAAUGCUCCCAGUGCUGCUGGGCGUCCCCAGCGCUGCCCGGGGGUUCCCAGUGCUGUCCGGGGGUCCCCAAUGCUGCUCAAAGUUCCCCAGUGCUGUUCGGGGGUACCCAAUGCUGCCAGAGUAGCCCCAGUGCUGCCAGGGUGCCCCCAAUGCUGCUCUGGGGGUCCCCACUGCUGCUGAGGGAUCCCCAACGCCGCUCGGGAGUUCCCAGUGAUGCUUAAAGUUCCCAAAUGCUGCCAGGGUGCCCCCAGUGCUGCCCGGGGGUUCCCAGUGCUGCCAGGGUGCCCCCAGUGCUGCCCGGGGGUUCCCAGUGCUCUUCAAGGAUCCCCAAUGCUGCCCGGGGGUCCCUAAUGCUGCUCAAAGUUCCCCAGUGCUGUCUAGGUGCCACCAAUGCUGCUUGGGGGUCCCCAGUGCUGCCAGGGUGCCCCCAAUGAUGCUCAAGGGAUCCCCAGUGCUGCCUGGAGGUUCCCAGUGCUGCUCAAGGAUCCCCAGUGCUGCUCAGGGCUCCCCAAUGCUGCUUAAAGAUCCCGAGUGCUGCUCAGGGGUCCCCAGUGCUGCUGGAGUGUCCUCAGUGCUGUCUAUGUGCCCCCCAAUGCCGCUUGGGGAUCCCCAGUAUUAUCCAGGGAUCUCCAUUGCUGCUCGGAGUGCCCCUAGUACUGCCCAGGAGUCCCCAGUGCUGCCCAGGUGUCCCCAUUGCUGCUGAGUGACCCCAUUUUUGCCCCUCGCUGACCCCAUUUCUCCACAGGCAGCGAUGCCCGUGGAGCCCCUGGUCUGUGCUGCCACUGCCACGCGGGUGAGCUCUGUGCUUAACCGGGACGUGAAGCAGUUUGGGAAGAAGCACAUGUUCGACGCGAGCGAGGAGACGUGCUGGAACUCGGACCAGGGCACAUGCCAGUGGGUCACCCUGGAUUUCCCCCGCACCGUCAAGGUCUCGCAGCUCCACAUCCAGUUCCAGGGGGGAUUCUCCAGCCGGCUGUGCACGCUGGAAGGCUGCAGAGCAGGCGAAGAACUGGUGCAAAUAUCUGCCCUGUACCCCAAGGACAUCAACGCCAUGCAGAGAUUCCAGGUGGAGGAGACGGUGCUGGAUAAGCUGAAGAUCACCUUUGAGAACAGCACGGACUUCUUUGGGAGGAUCGUGGUGUACCACCUCGGGGUGCUGGGGGAGAGGCUCUAGGGCAGCGGCGAGGGGCAGCGGAGGGGCCCGUGUUCCCCCGUGGGGGGGAAAUGCGACAGCAAACCCUGCCAGCGGGGAUGUGCUGCUCCCAAUUGCACCCCAAGGUGCUGAGAGGAGGACCCCCCCACACACCACAGGGUGGCAGUUACAGAGAGACACUAGCACAGAGAUCCACGUGCUGGACACUGGUGGGACACAACCUUUGUAACCGGCUGAAUAAAUGGUGUCCACGCUC